AUGAUCGGCGUGUCUGUUUACUCAGCGCUAUUUCGCGAUAUAUCCAUGCCCAAUCGAUCGGCAUCUCAAUCAUCUGAUCCGAGAGGAUUGUUUGAGCUCAUCGAGGAUGGCGGCGGAUGUGACAGAUCUGCUGCUGCUGCUUCUGCUGCCGCUGCUGCAGCUCCUGCUGCCGCUGCUGUCGCUGCCGUUGGAUCUGCGGUUACGGGGUGA
Molecule: messenger RNA, 210 nt
Organism: Haemonchus placei
Lineage: Eukaryota; Metazoa; Nematoda; Chromadorea; Rhabditida; Trichostrongylidae
Source: the annotation of a GenBank genome assembly